Balearica regulorum gibbericeps (East African grey crowned-crane) is the source of this 977-nucleotide messenger RNA. Lineage: Eukaryota; Metazoa; Chordata; Aves; Gruiformes; Gruidae. The record is from RefSeq and is a predicted model, not a curated record.
UGGAUGAUACAGUGGUUGCUAUUCCUUAUGGAAGCAGGCAAGUUCGCCUCGUGCUGAAAGGACCCGAUCAUUUAUAUUUGGAAACCAAGACUCUCCAAGGUGUGAAGAGUGAAAACAGCCUCAGCUCCACAGGCUCCUUCCUUGUGGACAAUUCUAGCAUCGACUUCCAGAAGUUUCCUGACAAGGAGGUAUUAAGAAUACCUGGGCCUCUCACUGCAGACUUCACUAUCAAGAUUCGCUAUGCUGGUGCUGCUGACAGUUCAGUUCAGUUUAUCUUCUAUCAGCCUAUCAUUCACCGAUGGAGGGAAACUGAUUUUUUUCCUUGUUCAGCAUCCUGUGGAGGAGGUUAUCAACUGACAUCUGCUGAAUGUUUUGAUCUGAGAAGCAACCGGGUAGUAGCAGAUCAAUACUGUCACUAUUAUCCUGAAAAUAUCAAGCCAAAGCCAAAACUUCAAGAGUGUAAUCUGGAUCCCUGUCCUGCAAGUGAUGGAUACAAGCAGAUCAUGCCCUAUGACCUCUAUCAUCCCCUUCCUCGAUGGGAAAGUACACCCUGGACUGCCUGUUCCUCAUCCUGUGGAGGGGGCAUUCAAAGCCGUAGCAUCUCAUGUGUAGAAGAAGACAUUCAGGGGCAUAUCAGCCCUGUGGAAGAAUGGAAAUGCAUGUAUACUCCAAAGAUGCCUGUUGUGCAGCCUUGCAAUAUAUUUGACUGCCCAAAGUGGCUUUUUCUGGGAAGGGCUCCGUGCACUGUGACCUGUGGACAAGGACUCAGAUACCGUGUGGUCCUUUGCAUUGAUCACAGGGGGAUGCAUACAGGAGGCUGUAGUCCUAAAACAAAGCCACACAUAAAAGAAGAAUGCAUUGUACCCACUCCUUGCUACAAACCCAAAGAGAAACUUCCCGUGGAAGCAAAGUUGCCAUGGUAUAAGCAGGCUCAAGAGCUGGAGGAAGGAGCAGUGGUGUCUGAAGAACCAUCGUAA